Messenger RNA from Mesitornis unicolor (brown roatelo), 1265 nucleotides. It is a transcript of the gene COMMD9, whose product is annotated as COMM domain containing 9. The transcript is spliced from 4 exons. The record is from RefSeq and is a predicted model, not a curated record. The annotation marks the transcript as partial. NCBI's taxonomy places the organism in Eukaryota, Metazoa, Chordata, Aves, Mesitornithiformes, Mesitornithidae.
CUGGUGUCUGCUUUGCACAACCUCACCAGGCACGUUGUGUACCACAGCUUGAUGACAGCAGAAGAGAUCCUCUCCCUCUUUCCAGAAAACUUCCACCAAAACCUGAAAAACCUUUUGACUAAGAUAAUCUUGGAGAAUAUCUCUUCUUGGCGGAAUGAAGCACAAGCAAGUCAGAUCUCCCUGCCCCGGCUGGUUGACAUGGACUGGAGGGUGGACAUCAAGACGUCUUCAGACAGCAUAAGCAGAAUGGCAGUCCCUACUUGCCUGCUUCAGUUAAAGAUUCAGGAAGAUGUUGCCUUAUGUGGAAGUAGUCCUGUUGUUUCUGCACUGACUGUGGAACUGAGCAAAGAAACCCUGGACACUAUGUUGGAAGGUCUAGGAAGGAUCCGGGACCAGCUUUCUGCUGUUGCAAACAAAUGAAUACUCAAGGGCACGGAUUCCAGCAGCAAGAAAAGGAGGUAUUCUCUGCCUAAGAAUACUGCAGCUGUAAGUUGCAGCCUAGUGUAACAUGUUUUCUGUUUUAACAAAACAAAAUUAAAGAUAUUUCUUUACUGAGUUACUAGGAUGGCUUUUGAAAAGCUAACACUUAAACAUUCCUUUAGUCUGAUGCCAAAAAGUGUUUUCCUAAUAUGUUGUUGAACAAAAGCUGGUCUUCAUUUCAGGAAAGGAUUUUGAGGGCUCAGAGCUUGACUUAAUCACAAGGGUCAUAACUGAAAAUAGCAAAUAGCUGCAGCCACUGAAGCAAGUGCUAUCUCUCUGCCCUGGGAUUAGGAUCUAAAAGUCUCAAGCUGGUUAAUGGGGCUGUCUUCUAGCACUAGCAGACAAGGAGGGUGCUUCUCUCUGGAAUGCGUGUGUGUACUGAGGUGCAUGCUGGAUGUCGCACUCUCUCCCUCUCAAUGAAGAACAGCCAUGCUGCAGAUUGUUAUUACAGGAUAAUGCUUUGAAAUGGGGCAAUUAUGCUACAACAUAUUCCCUUCUGAUCAGCUUCAUAGCACCAUUUGCAAAAUUACUAGUCUGAACAUCUUUAGCAGCAAGUAAUUUCCUCCUUCUGUUUGGAAAGAAAAAAGGAGUUCAGAUAAUUCAUGUUUGGGUUUAUUGGACUCUGAGCUUUGUCUUCACUGCACAAAAACAAGACUGGGAAAGUAAAGAAUUUAUGGCCGUUGUCUGUGCUGUAGAAAACCCUUCUGUGGCAAUCUGUGCCUAUACUUCCCCAAAGUGUUCUGUUGUUUGUUUGUAUAAAUCUUCAUUUAAUUAAAAAAUGAACU